This is a messenger RNA of Eruca vesicaria subsp. sativa (arugula), 1386 nucleotides long. The record is from the annotation of a GenBank genome assembly. Lineage: Eukaryota; Viridiplantae; Streptophyta; Magnoliopsida; Brassicales; Brassicaceae.
AUGAUGGCUACAGGGAAAGACUCUGUUAAAGUUGUGGGUGUAGAAAAACAUAAAAAUGGGAAGGUGUUGUGUAAAAAGAAGAAUGAGAGUGGAACUGGAUUUUGGUUCAGAAUCAAACUCAUGUUUAGUUGCAUCUCUUCUAGAUCAAAAGUUGAUAGUUCCAUGAAUGCCACUCCAAUUAUUGAAUCUAAGACAGUUAUUGAGAAACUUGAAGUCCAUUCUCCUCCAUCUAAAGAUGUUACAUGUCCUGAGAAUGGUUCCACAACACCUCUAAUCAGUGGGGAACUGAAGUAUUCAUCUAAGCUACGGAUAUUCAUGUUUAACGAUCUCAAGUUAGCCACUAGGAACUUCAGACCAGAGUCUCUUCUUGGUGAAGGUGGGUUUGGAUGUGUUUUCAAAGGAUGGAUUGAGGAAAAUGGAACCGCUCCGGUCAAGCCUGGUACUGGUCUAACCGUAGCUGUCAAAACAUUGAACCCAGAUGGCCUUCAAGGUCACAAGGAGUGGCUGGCUGAGAUUAACUUUCUUGGAAACCUUGUUCACCCAAGCUUGGUUAAACUGGUGGGAUAUUGCAUGGAAGAUGAUCAAAGGCUGCUCGUUUACGAGUUUAUGCCUCGUGGGAGCUUGGAGAAUCAUCUCUUCAGAAGGACAUUACCUCUCCCUUGGUCUGUGAGAAUGAAAAUCGCCCUUGGUGCAGCUAAAGGUCUUGCCUUCCUUCAUGAGGAAGCUGAGAAGCCUGUCAUUUACCGCGAUUUCAAAACAUCUAACAUUUUACUAGACGCGGACUAUAAUGCAAAGCUCUCUGACUUUGGGCUUGCUAAAGAUGCUCCAGACGAGAAAAAAUCACAUGUAUCAACCAGAGUCAUGGGAACAUAUGGUUAUGCAGCUCCUGAAUAUGUAAUGACAGGACAUUUGUCUACAAAGAGUGAUGUAUACAGCUUUGGAGUAGUGUUACUCGAGAUACUAACAGGACGAAGAGCAGUGGAUAAAACCCGUCCCAAUGGUGAACAAAACUUGGUAGAAUGUGCUAAACCUCAUCUUUUAGACAAGAAGAGGUUUUACAGGCUGUUAGAUCCUCGCUUAGAAGGUCACUACUCGAUCAAGGGAGCUCAGAAGGCUACACAAGUAGCGGCGCAGUGUUUGAACCGUGACUGUAAAGCUAGACCAAAGAUGAGUGAAGUUGUUGAAGCUUUGAAGGCGUUACCAAGUCUUAAGGAUUUUGCUAGCUCAUCUUCUUCUUUCAAAAGUAUGAUGCCUGUUGGAAAGAACGGUGUUAGAACACAAGGAUCGAGGAAUGGAGUGCCUUUGAGGAGUUUGUCUAGUUUAAACUUGCCUCAAGGUUCGCCUUAUGCUCGUCAAUCACCAAAGCCUAAAGGGAAAGAGGCAUGA